Gastrolobium bilobum is the source of this 2073-nucleotide messenger RNA. RefSeq names its product G-type lectin S-receptor-like serine/threonine-protein kinase At1g11280. NCBI's taxonomy places the organism in Eukaryota, Viridiplantae, Streptophyta, Magnoliopsida, Fabales, Fabaceae. Gene Ontology annotation, molecular function: ATP binding; protein kinase activity. The transcript has 3 exons. The record is from RefSeq and is a predicted model, not a curated record. Gene Ontology annotation, biological process: protein phosphorylation. Bases 1 to 2073 code for a protein of 690 amino acids.
AUGGGGUGGUAUUUUUGGAUUCUCUUGGGCUGGGAAAUCACACAAGAUUUUCUUGACAAAAAUACCCUCCCUUAUGGCACCAUCUUUGUCUUUGAUGGAAGACAGUUUCUGGUUACCCUUGUUGCUGGGAGUGGGGAGGCUGCAAUUAGUAUACAUCAGUAUCGUUGGCCACUGGGAAUCGUCGUGCUCUAUACACCACAUUCAAGCGAGCAAUACCGGAAAAUCACAAGUGCCAGAUCCUCCCCACCCCUUGAAAAAAACAUGUGGUGGGCUUUUGGAGGACUCAUCGCCGCUCCCAUAAUUUCAUUCUGCCUCUAUACCUUCAUUAUAUAUUAUGAAGGUCUUGAAUGCGCGCCGCCACAAGAUAGGGGAUCUGCUUGCGGAAACAUAUUUAACAACAGUUCUGCAUGCGUCGAUCCCAGUUACGAAGUGAUAUGUGAAGACAAGAAAGCAGUGAUGUACAUAAACUAUGGAAGACGUGACGCUGCCGCCAUUAUAGCAGCACCUAAUUCCACCUUCCGUUACAUCACAACCGGAGUUGGAGUUCAUCCCGAUAAUUGCUCUAUCAUCAAUUGUCGCUCCUUACCGUACGAAAACAUCACCUUCUUCACUUCUCCUGAUGAUCGUAUUUUUUAUUCUUUGAUAGUUGUCAGCUGCGAAAAACCAGUAAAUCAUGAUGGCUACUGGGACAUCUCUGCAGCGCACUGUGGCAAAAACGAAAACCAUUCUUAUUCUUAUGCUGUGGUCGGACCUUACACAGCCGCAGACGUGGCGGAGUCUUGCACCGUAGAGUUGGAGGUAAUGAUAAGUUUUUUGAGAACGAUGAGAUGUAGCAGAAACUGUGCUUAUCCAGAGAUUCAUAAUGAGUAUGCGAAGGGGAUAGAGCUUCGGUGGCGACCAUUACGCUGUGAUGACUGGGAACCGGAACGCUGGGACUUCAUCUGCACGCUGCAAGCUGCAGGGAAUAGUUUCCUCCCUUUUGGAAUGAGUGUGAUGGCAUGGGUCGGUGCAAAAUUUGUACUUGGGUCACCCUUUGUGGUUGCUUUCUUGAUAUAUAAAUGGAGAAAAUGGAAUUUAUCCGGAGAUGAUAAUGACACGGUUGAAGAUUUUAUACAGAGUCACAAUAAUUUCAUGCCCAUAAGGUACUCUUACUCUGAAAUUAAAAGGAUGACCAAAGGUUGCAAGCAUAAGUUAGGUGAAGGAGGCUAUGGUACUGUUUAUAAAGGGGAGCUUCGAAGCAAACGUUUUGUAGCUGUUAAGGUAUUGACCAAGGCCAAAACCAAUGGAGAGGAGUUCAUCAAUGAAGUUGCAACCAUUGGUAGAAUUCGUCAUGUCAAUGUGGUCCAGCUAAUUGGAUUUUGUGCUGAGAGAACAAAGCAAGCUCUUGUCUACGAGUUCAUGUCUAAUGGGUCUCUUGAGAAACACACAUUUUCACAAGAGCAAGGAAACUUAUCAAUAAGCUACGAGAAAAUCUAUGACAUUUCUCUUGGAAUUGCUCGUGGGAUUGAAUACCUACACCAAGGUUGUGACAUGCAAAUCAUACACUUUGAUAUAAAACCUCAUAACAUUCUUCUUGAUGAGAAUUUCAAACCCAAGAUAUCCGAUUUUGGGCUGGCAAAGUUGUACCGAAUAGAUGAAAGCAUUUUAUCUCUAACAGCAGCAAGAGGAACAAUGGGAUACAUGGCUCCUGAGUUGUUGUACAAAAACAUUGGAGGCAUCUCACACAAAGCUGAUGUUUAUAGUUUUGGGAUGAUGUUGAUGGAAAUGGCAGGUAGAAAAAAGAACUUAAAUUUUAUGGAGAAUUCUUGGCAAAACUACUUUGCUAAAUGGGUUUAUGACCAAUUUGAGGAAACAAUAUAUAUAAACAAUGCCACCGAUGAGGAAAAGAAUGUAGCAAAGAAGAUGAUUGUGAUAGCCUUAAAAUGCAUACAAAUGAAGCCAGGUGAUCGUCCCUCAAUGAACGAAGUGAUAGAGAUGCUUGAAGCUGAUGAUGUGCUCCAAGAUGUUCUUCCACCAGAUCCAGAACCUCUCCUAACUUGGCAGAGGAUGUCAGCAGAUGAAAAAUGGAUUUGA